CUACUUUAUUAAUUUUUUAUUGUUCAAAAAAUAAGCUGACUUUUAUUUAACCAAUCAUAAAUUUUGAAAAAUCUGUAUAAAUAUCCCAAUUAAAUUGUUAUUCAAACAAUAUGUAAGAGAACCGAAGGCAGUCACUGAUUCGGUUGAUCCCGUUGUCUCGUUCGCUCGCUCGCUCGCUCUCUCUCUCUCUAGCCUCUCUCCAUCUUCGUCGGUUUCAUUGUCUCACUAUCUGUCUCUGUCUCCGUGUUUGUGAUUGUGAUUGUGUGUGUGUGCGUGUUUCAGUGUCAGUGGAAGUCUGUACGUCUCCUGUGUGAUUGAUUCGUACAGACACAGUUCUACAAGAGAUCUAACACUUCGAUCUAACACUCAUAACUGAUCAAUCUCUUUUGGUCCCACAGAUUAUAUAAGUGUAACUCCAAACAAAAUCUAUCCACAUCUACACAGACAUUAUAAUUGUCGUGCGCCUUUCAAUCAGUAUUGUUACUAUUAUUAUUAUUAUUGAAACAAAGGGAAAACCGUAUUACUAUUACAUAAUACACAUGAAGUGGCCAAUUGAAAUGAUUUUCUUAUUAAUGAUCUAUUCAAUAAUGCUACACUAUUUACCGCAUAGUCAUGGUACCUCUUUAAACCGGUUUGACGCUGAAAAUGAAGCUCUUAUCAAUGAGUACUUUUCAUCUGAAAAAAUGGAUGAAGCAGCCGAGAAUUGUGUACGCCUUGUCAAUAGUAGAACUUAUAAUAGCAACACUAAUAAUAAUAAUAAUUACUAUAAAAAAAAGAAAAGUAGUAUUAAAGUUGAACAAGAAUAUGAUACUGAUAUUAUAGAUCCAGCCUUACUUUCAUAUGAAGUACGUAAAUUAAAAUGGAGAAACUGUAUCAUCAAAGAAUUGGAUCGUAUUAACCGUGGUCUAUUCCAAUGGAAUCCAACUUCACUGUUAAAAUUUAAUGAAGAAUAAGAAAAUAUAAUUUGAAACAGUGCAAUGAAAAUUUUAAAAAAAGUACUUUAUCAACAACAAAAACAAUAAUAAAAAUAACAUUAACUACAGAUAAACAAAAAAAAGUGUUGAACAAUUUUCAAUACACAUAUACAUAUAUAUAUUCCAUUUCAAAACAAAUCAAAAAACCCGCCAAAAAUUU
Molecule: messenger RNA, 1134 nt
Organism: Trichobilharzia szidati
Lineage: Eukaryota; Metazoa; Platyhelminthes; Trematoda; Strigeidida; Schistosomatidae
Source: the annotation of a GenBank genome assembly